This is a messenger RNA of Salarias fasciatus (jewelled blenny), 2376 nucleotides long. RefSeq names its product zona pellucida protein AX 4 (gene zpax4). Lineage: Eukaryota; Metazoa; Chordata; Actinopteri; Blenniiformes; Blenniidae. The transcript has 18 exons. The record is from RefSeq and is a predicted model, not a curated record. Bases 1 to 2337 code for a protein of 778 amino acids.
AUGUCUUCCUCCGUCCGCGAGUCGCCGCCGGCCCACCCCUGCUCGCCGUCUGAUGGAGCUCUUCACAUGGAGUGUCAUGAUCGUUACUUCAUGAUAGCUGUGGCACUCUCCUUCACUGGGGAAGAUCCUCGCUUUGAGGCCGUGGACAGAGUGGGUGUACAUCCCAUCACCAAGCAGAAUGAAGCCAAGUGUGGCUACUGUGUCACCGUCCUGCCCCUGCUGGGCCAUGUGGAGCUCCGUGGUUCCUACUUCAGCUGCCACACCGACAGAGAUGACGGAGACUUCACUUUCAGCUUUAACUUGAUCACCAGCCGUGACGGGAAAGAGGUUGUCUAUCCACUGAACAAGACUUGUUCUCCAACCCUGCCAUGGUCUCCCAGGGAGGUCACCUGUGCAAUCAACUACAUGGAAGUGCUGCUGCAGAGCGAGUCCAGCUGCAGCGUGGGGAUGAAGACGGAUCAAACUGCUGUUGCCCCAACGCCCGGCGCUGUGACCUCAGACUGGCAGGUGACGUUUGAGAGGGAACAGGAACAGAUGCCAGCCAUGAACCUCUCUGAAGCCCGCAGGCAGGGCUACAUGUUUGACCUGACGGACGGACUCAUUGUGUUUCGUACGUCGUACGGCCAGCCGGACUCCUUCAUGACCGAGGUCAAUGGCAUUCCGGUUGAAAAGGUUCAAGCGACUCUGUUCUCCAAACAAGGCUGGCUCGUCCUCAUGGUGGAAGUGGUGGCUGCUUGCUCGAUGUAUUCGGGAUCGUAUGACGAUGGGCACAUGCUGUGGAAGACUCCCGAGGUGCUCUACUCUGGUCUGUCCAGCGACCGGCUCCGUGCAGGACUCAAUGGAGAGCUUGUGGACCAGUCGAUCACGGAGAAAGAAGGGUACCUCGUCAAGACGGAAGAUGGCACAGUCGAAAUCAGCAUCCGUUAUGACGCUGCAGGAGGAUACAGGAAGAGCUUCGUGGCUGGCAACCUCUACGAGUUUUACCUCUUCCACUUCUUCCUGGAGCAAGUCCUGCUGGAUGAGGACGACGUGAAGACGGUGGUGCGGUUCCACCGGGCGCUCAUCACCCCUCUGCUGCACUGCCCAAUCUACGUCCAAAACCAAACGGUCCUUGAGGAGCAGCUAUUCACGGUCUACCUUGGAGAGGUCCCAGAGGAUGUGACGCUGACCGGGCUCCAGCUGAAUGGGUAUCAAUGUGACGUACUGUGUUCAAACACGAGCACCUACAACGUGACUGAAGUGGUUCACGCCAACAACACCCGUGGAUACACCCUGAAGGUUCCGUUCAGUAAUCCUUUUGUCAUAAAGCAGUUCUUCUCUGAAGACUCGGUUCUUCAGUACCGGCUGGACAUCAACUACACUCUGUCUGUGGAGCCUCAGAAUGAAGUGUACUUCCAUAUGGCCUCCAUUGUGGCGGUGUUUACAGGAGUCUCUCCACCGGUCUUUGAAGCCGUCUGCCUGGACUCUGGGAUUAGCUUCAAGCUGGAUCACAAACCCUUCGACUACCUGUGGGACGUUACCAUCGGCUCCGAGCUGCUGACUUCGGAGAUGGCGGACCGUCACGGCUACAUCAUGACCAAUGACAGCCAGACUCUGCAGCUGGAAGUGCCGCUCUUCACUCCAGGAUAUACAUACGCGGACAUCAGUCUGAAGGGGUUUGUCGGCACUUUUGAGAUCCUCGUGCAGGAUGGAGAAACAUCGGCUGUGCAGACUUCGACCGUCAAGAAGUGCUCGUUCACCUCCAGCGAACUCAUCGUGUGUUCGACUGAUGGGAGGAUGACCGUGGUGGCAGACGUGUCUCUGGCCAUCCCAAAAGAAGGAAAGCCUGCAAGCACCACCCUGGCCGACAAAUACUGCGGGCCUAAAGACGCAGAUGAAUCCAGGGCUCUCUUCAUGUUUCCUCUGAGCUCAUGUGGGACCAUCGUCAAGAUCGGGAAGAAAAACGUAACUUACCAGAACGAGAUCUUCUACAAGAACUACUAUAAUGUCGACAGGCUGGGUUCUGCUAAUGAUACUGAAAGGGUGAUCGUGCAGUGCACGUAUCCUCUAGCUAGUCUUCAUCUCCUCUUCUCCAGACUCAAAUUUGAGUCUGAUGCAGUUGGGACUGGCAGAAUCAUUCACACAAAGCAAGCCACAGCAGGUCUGAAAGGUCCUGCCAUCAAGCCCACUGUCGCACCUGAAACCACACCUGCCACCAAGAGACCGCCAGCCAAACCUGUGGCCUUCCUGCCUCCUGUCCACCGGCCUGGACGCUACUUUUCCAGGUUUUAUAACCUUGCCAACCGCAUGACUAAAGGAACUAAUUCAUCAAUGAAAAUGUAUGCAGUCCAAGUUUGACGAGUUUUUAAAGCUUCCUAAACUUGAAUAAAUCUUUUC